GAGUGAAGAACACACACCAACGGGAAAAAAUAGGACACAACAACUGGCGACGAGGUGGAUUCGUUUACGAACGAACGGGAAGCAAGAGGUACCAGCAGCAACUAGCGAUAGCAACGUGGUCAAGCAAUGGCGGAUUGCAGUGAGUCGGGUUUGUGCUUUAAUGAGGCUAACGAAAGCUUCACCACAUACGAAGAACGUUUUGCACAUUUUAUAGAAGCCAGUGGAAUAGAAGAAGGGAAACAACGGGCCGUUUUCCUAUCCGUGGUAGGUGCAAAGACUGUCUCGUUACUGACCUACUUGGUAGCACCGAAGAAGCCAUCUGAAACCCCACUAGCAGACAUUUUGAAAGCAUUGAGAGAUUUUUAUGUACCGAAGAAAAAUGUCGUCAGUGAACGUUAUAGUUUCCGUGCACGCAAGCAACAAAGUGGAGAGUCUGUAGCAGAAUAUGUAGCCGCGCUAACAGGGCUAGCAGCCUCGUGCGAGUUUGGCCUAACGCUAGAAGAACAAUUAAGGGAUCAGCUAGUUUAUGGCACAAGUAGUGAGGAGCUACGUACUAAGCUGUUAAGUGCUGCACACGGAGAACAGUUAAACUGGGCAAAAGUGAUGGACAUUGUGAAUAAUUUCGAGUGCACAACUACAAGUUUGAGAACGUUCCAGCAAACCCCGCUGAGAACAGACAGUGUGAGUAGUCACGAGGGUAAGGCGUGUGCUCGCGGGACCGCAGAGAAGACACGCCACAGAGAAGAAAUUCUGGGCGCCAGAGAGACAACGUUCAACACAUGCCUUGGAGAGGAGCAUCCAGCGAGGGAGACAGCCAACCAGGGCAACAGCUCCGGCAGACGUUGUUCAUUCACGGAAAGCACAACCACAGAGGGAGAUACCCUUUACAUAGCGAAGGAACCAGCCAGCAUGGGACCACGUGCUACAGGGUUAAAGAGCCAGUCAGCACUAGGAGAUUCCAGAAGACCUCCAGGAAGCUCAUCCCAAACGGAUCUAGAGGAACCUAAGAAAGAUGACAGGAUCCAAGGAGCAAACAAAAUUUCACCUGGUAAUCCUGCAAUUUACAAACUUAACCUGACAUCAACAGAAAAUGAUCAGGUCUGCAUAAAGGACUUUGGAAGCCAAGUAUUAGGGAAGUGUAAUAAAACAAUCAUGCUUCUUGGUGCCACUGGAUCAGGCAAGACCACCCUCAUCAAUGGCAUGAUCAACUACAUCCUGGGAGUGGAGUGGAAGGAUGAAUGGAGAUUUAAACUGAUAGAUGAAGUGACCAAUAAGACACAAGCAGAGAGUCAGACUUCAGAGGUCACAGCCUAUCAGAUUCACCACAAUGAGGGCUUUAAAGUUCCUUACUCUCUCACCAUCAUAGACACCCCAGGGUUUGGAGACACCAGAGGCAUUAAACAAGACAAAGAGAUCACUGAGAAAAUCAGACAGUUCUUCACCCGACAAGAUGGCAUUGCCAGCAUUGAUGCUGUGUGCUUUGUAGUGCAGUCAGCUUUAGCUCGACUUACACACACACAGAAAUACAUCUUUGAAGCUGUUCUUUCAAUCUUUGGUAAGGAUAUAGCAUCCAACAUCAUUUCUAUGGUCACCUUUGCUGAUGGACAGAAACCCCCAGUGUUGGAAGCCAUCAGAGCUGCUGAUAUCCCAUGUGCCACAAAAGAAGGGUCCCUUCUUCAUUUCAAAUUCAACAACUCUGCCCUUUAUGCCUCAAAUGAACAAUCAGAUGACAGUUUUGACCAGAUGUUCUGGAACCUGGGAAAAAAAAGCAUGAAUGGAUUCUUCAACAGUUUAAACACAAUGGAGACCCGGAGCCUGCUGCUGACUAAAGAAGUGCUCUCUGAGCGCAAACAGCUGGAGGCCACUGUAGCAGGAGUGCAGCCACUGAUCCAAAUCGGCCUCGCAAAACUUAAUGAAAUACAAGAAACAAGAGCAGCACUGCACCGGCAUCAGAGUGCCAUUAAUGCAAACAAGGAUUUCACAUAUGAGGUUGAAAUUUCAGUGGCAAAUAAGGUGGAUUUAGAAACAGGAGUCUAUGUAACCAACUGCCUUAAAUGCAACUACACCUGCCAUGAUGACUGUGCUUAUGCAAAUGAUGAUGAUAAGAUUAAUUGUAUGGUAAUGAAGAAUUCCUACUGUACAGUGUGUCCUGGCAAAUGCAUAUGGAGUGUGCAUCACAACAUGACAUACAAGAUUGUGACAGAAAUGAAAAAAGAGACGAGAACAUAUGAAAAUCUGAAAAAAGAGUAUGAGAAAGCACAGGGAAAAAAGAUGUCUGCAGAAGAGAUUGUAAAACAAUUGGAGCAGGAAUAUGAGGACGUUCAGUUCAACGUUUUUCAAAGGACUGAUGAAAUGGCCAGGAGUCUACGUCGUCUGCAGGAGAUUGCACUUCGGCCAGACCCACUGUCCACCCCAGGUUACAUAGAGCUGCUGAUUGAGGCUGAGAAGCAGGAGUGUAAACCAGGAUACAAGAAGCGUGUGGCUGAGUUAGAGAAUGUCCUUGAAGGAGCAGUUAUUGUGAACCAGGUGGCUAAAGGAGAGCCACUCACAGAUCAGGAACAUAAAAUGCUGCCGAUUGAGGCUGAGAAGCAGGAGUGUAAACCACUCACUAAUCAGGAACAUAAAAUGAGUUUAAGUUCCAGAUUUCAAACUUGGCUGGGGCUUCAGACCAAGAAGUAGGAAUCUACAUAAAACAUAUGAUACAUAAAGGAUGCAUAAAGCACAUUGCUGAGUUGGGAGAACUUCCAUUAGCAGGCGGUAAAUAAGCAGUUAACUAUCAGCUAGGUGGUUAAAAAAGAAUCAUUCAAUGAACAGGAAAAUAAAUUUAAUUGCUUGCCAAAGCUAGUGGACUACAUAAUAAUAUAACAAGUUGGUUCUCUGAUUCAAUAUUGAAUGAAAAAAGGAAAGAAACAAAAGCUGAAUACGUGCGGUCAUGCACAUCGUACUUUCAUCGUGAGCAUAUUACUUUUUAAUACAGUCGCUUGUACGCGUUCAUUUAAGUGUGACUUUAUACAGUUUAAUUAUGACAUAUUUUACUCCUGUAACUUUAAAGCUCCAUCAUCAUUAUUAGGUUGUAACAAGUAGGGUGUCUGCAUCAGACUGAUGUAAGAUGUAAUUCAUUCAUAUUUUGACCUGGCAUGCCAUUUUUUGAUCCUAUAAUAAAAUAAAACCUUUUCACAACGG
Molecule: messenger RNA, 3183 nt
Organism: Anguilla anguilla (European eel)
Lineage: Eukaryota; Metazoa; Chordata; Actinopteri; Anguilliformes; Anguillidae
Exons: 4
Coding region: 127-2679 (850 amino acids)
Molecular function (GO): GTP binding
Source: RefSeq, a predicted model, not a curated record